UCUUCUUUCUUCUAGACUUGAUCGAUCGCAAUCCCGGCGAAGCUAAUCGGCACACGUACUAAACUGCCUUCGAUCGACUUGGAAGCAGCCUUCUUCUAAUCUUAGCCAAAAUGGAAAUUCACAUAAGCGGGUCUGCUAAUGGCUCUGGGGCACCGGUAAUUGGAGAAGAGCUCGGCGCGGGCGAUGUAAGGAAAGGGCCGUGGACUGAUGAAGAGGACGAGUUGCUCAUCAACUAUGUACGGGCCCACGGAGAAGGCCGGUGGAACUCCGUGGCCCACUUCGCAGCAGGAUUGAAGAGAACUGGAAAGAGCUGCAGAUUACGGUGGCUUAACUACCUGCGGCCUGAUGUUCGACGAGGGAACAUCACGUUGCAGGAACAAUUGAUGAUACUCGAUCUUCAUUCCCGCUGGGGAAACCGGUGGUCGAAGAUAGCGAAGUAUCUGCCUGGAAGAACCGACAACGAGAUAAAGAACUACUGGAGGACGCGGGUGCAAAAGCAGGCCAAGCAACUCAAAUGUGACGUUAACAGCCAGCAGUUCAGGGAUGCAAUGCGGUACGAGUGGAUACCGCGGAUGAUGGAGCGAAUCCGAGCUUCAUCUGGGGCUACCUUAGGACAACACCCCAGUCCAAUGGACAGCAUGAAUCAUUGGACAAAUAUCCAGGUGCUCCAGUCUGGCAAUCACAUGAGGUCCCAGUCGCACGACCCAACAGUCAUGCCCGAGAUGUCGAGCAUGACAUCAGACUCUUCCGACUUCCAGCACUCGCCAGUUUCUGAUUUUUCAGAGUACUAUUACAAACCACCCAGCAACGUACACACGCAGACACAACAAGGUCCAACCGCUAAUGAUGUUAAUGGAUGUUCGGGCUUGACCAAUGUCGUGGAUCAGUUUGAUAUGGAUAUCAAUCACACGUUCGAGGAGAGCAAUAGUUUAUGGCUAUUAGGUGGAGGAGAUCAAUCGCUGUUAUCGGAUGACUUCUGGAAUGAAGAGAACAUAGGCUUCUUGCAACAGCAGCUCUCCGACGAGGAUAUCUGUAGCUUUUAGGGACGAAUUGGCUCAGGCAACGGUCGGCCGUGUUGAAUAUAUAUUGUGACUUCGAGUAUAUUCAAAGUGCAGUGCGGAACUGUGUGGAGAUGACUUUGUAUACUCGGAAGAGGAAGUGGGGUCAAAAAAGAAAUGAUUUGGGGUGAAAUUAACUAAUGGGAAUGGGAAUCUGAUCUCUUGAGUGAACGUUCAUAGAUGAUUAAUGCUCAUGCUAUUUGUUUCUUCUUUUUUUUUUUGGGGGGGGGGGUCCAUUUCAUGUACAAAAGAAUGACUAUUAACUUAUGAAAACAAAAAAGAAAAGAUGAGUAUUUUCUUCAGUCAUUAAUAGAAGAGCCCUUGUAUUUGAAAACAUAUGUAAUAUGACAAUCUUUCCAUAACUUAAUUUUCCCGUCGUUGAAUAUUGUGAUAA
Messenger RNA from Punica granatum (pomegranate), 1452 nucleotides. The record is from RefSeq and is a predicted model, not a curated record. Lineage: Eukaryota; Viridiplantae; Streptophyta; Magnoliopsida; Myrtales; Lythraceae.